UUUCCCUAUGGCUGGACCAUUCCAAAGCCAGCUGUUCAUAACUAAGAUCAAAUAAUAUUUAGCGACGAUAGCUGUCUAGAGACCACAUCUAUUUGAAUUCGAUUAAUUUCUGCGGACUUGUGGAGAAGUAAAUCGGUCUACAGAGAUAUAUGUAACUUUGUACUUCUGACAGAUGGAACAGUUGACUGUAAGUAGCCUAGCAUACUACAGCAAAGGUAGACAUGAAUGAGCAAUGUCCCUGUAGCCUACUGUUAGGGUGGUUUUAUUUUUGUUGCGGCUCUUAUUCCACUCAAUGCGACUGAUGCACUCUUCCUGUGUUCUAAACAGUGGCAUCCUAUGUUAUAGAUGUGUAGGACUCGUAAAAAUGGAAUAGCGUUAAUAUGCUGCAACAUAUUUAGUGGUCAAACGUUUAACCUAUUUUCUGUCAGAAUCGCGGGACUGCGCGUUGACAGAUGACGGGUGCGCGCUUCAACAUAGGAAAAUGUGACACACCGUCCAUGCAGGAGGUCCAAGCACCACCAUGCCUCAGCCAGGUAGCAGUGGGAUGGAGCCUUUCUUCGGUGAGGCGUAUGGGACCCAUGGGUUAUCUGUGACUUCAGAGACAUUCACCAUCUCUCCUACAGGGGGCAGCAUAGAGUCAGAUCAGUGUGUGGUGGUGAUGUUGGGGCCCCCAUCCCUGUCCCUUUGUCGAGGCCAGCAGCGUGGAUGUGAGCUACUCAGUGAUCUCUUAGAAGACUCGACCACUGAUGACACACACACCUCCGAGCGUCGCUGGGACGUCUCGGCCCUGGAUGACAUUACACGCUAUACCAAAGGCAGCCCAGAGAGGACGCCACCGAGCUGCGAGCGCUCUUCCGUUUUACCUGAGGGAAGCAGAGAAGAACCAUGGUUAUCCCAGAGACCAGGGGGCAGGCAGCUGAGGAACCCUACAGACCUCACACCCUGUGUGGGGUUAAUGACUGGACACCUCCCCUUGGCUGGGAGAGAUCCAGGGCCCUGGAACCAAGAGGCUGGAGGGCGGGAGAGUGAAGCUAGGAAAGGGCUGCAUCAGGUGGUUCAGGAGGAGAGGGUAUCACUUCCUGUGGAUCUGGAGGUCCACAGUGAAGAACAUAACUACUCUCUACAGAGUGAGCUAGACACUGAGUCUAGUCAAGGAACAGACUGUGAUAUUGGAGAGGAGGAGAAAGAGGAAGAAGAUGAGAAAGAGGAGGGGAGAGAAGCCAUGGAGGAAGUGAAGGAAAAGGAGGAGCUUCAGCACCACGUGAGACCAAAGAAACGCUGGUGUUACUGGGAAUGUAGCCUCUACAGUGAGGCAGACCUGGGGAGAGAUGGAGAGAGAGAUAGCAGGAGAGCCAAAGGGAGAGAUGAGGGAAAGGAUGAAGAGAAAGAUGGAGGGGACAUAAUCUGGGGCCCUAGCACCCUACCCAGCACCAUGUGCCUGAUAGAGGGGACCUCCACCAAUGGUAAGCAAGGCCAGAGGAAAGCCCGUCGUACAGACGCCAGUGACCUGACCCCUAGCCCUGUGAAGCUACAGAGCCUGGGGGAGCAGCUCCACACACUCAGCUCUGCUCUGGAGGGCAUGACUCCUGUCAGUGACCUGCCUGUUACUGCCAGGGCACCAACACGAAAGGAGAGGAACAAACUGGCCUCCAGAGCGUGUCGACUGAAAAAGAAAGCCCAGCAUGAGGCCAACAAAAUCAAACUGUGGGGGCUGAACCAAGAGUAUGAUGGCCUGCUGGGGGCAGUGCUGCAGAUAAAGGAGCUGAUCCGCCAGAGAGUGGAGAGCAGAGAGGAAGACACAGAGCGAGGCGCUCUGAGAGAGAGACUGGAGGACAUUCUGAAGGAAUCAGCUGGGCCACGUGUAGCAGGUCAAGGCAAAGUGUUUGUGGAGAGGAUCUUGAAGAACCAUGCCGGGGGACAGAGCACCAGAGAGACUCAGGGAGAAGGAGGGUCAUCGAACCCUAGCCUCUAACCUCUUCUCCCCACCAGAGUCACUACCCUGCCUGCUUCUCGCUUCACUUCGCACUUUCUGACAUGGAGAGAAGGUAGGACAGAUAGACGGACACACACACAAACUCUUAGGUAGAUAGGAUCUGGGUGAACUGUCUUGUUAGGCUUGCACUGUGUCUUGGUCUCUAGCUGCUACAGUAUAGUUGAUGAUUGUCUCAGAACGGUAACAUAUGGUUUGUGUAUAAGGGAGUGUGCAUGAUUCCAGUGUAUUUAUUGAAUUAUGUACUGUAGUAUACCCCAUUGUGCCUAAAGGAAGACACUGUGUGCUGCUAGCUAGUUGUAGUUAUACACUCUGUAUUGUCGGAGAACAGGGAGAGGAGUGACAGUGAAUAUGGUGCUUAUAACAGUGGACAUGAGUAAGCUGUUUAGCUUGACAUCCAUUUAGAAUUCUACUGUAAACCAAAAGGGCAUGGAUAAACAGACAGACGAGGGACGACUUUGGCAUCAUGUGAAUGUUGCACAAUGGUUCUCAAAGAUGCUGCUUGCAUGGUCGUUUUAUAUGUCUCUGCUAUCCUUUAAGGUAAAUGCUAUUUUUUGGCUAUCUCUACAGAUCCUCUUUAAAACUGAUAUCAUAAUGUACUGUACUGCUCUACAGAUGAACCUGUGUAGAAAGGAUAAUAAUAACCUUGAACCAGGAAUGAGCAACUCCGGUCCUCAGGAAGGCAAUGUGUUUACUGGUUUGUUUUUUCCUGCAAAUCAGUGACUAACUUCUUCCUGGGAAACCUGGGCCCAUGUUCACAAAGAGUCUCAGAGUAGGAGUUGAUUUAAAGGCUAUCUUUUUCCUUUUAGAUCAUAAUGAAUAGGAUUCCAUGGACAGGGGGGACCUGAUCCUAAAUCUGCUCUCCUACUCUGAGACACUUUUUGAACAUGGACCCGGGCGUGUGUUCUCUCAGCAAUGAAUAAUAUUAAUUGAUCAAUUAAGUGCCACAGGAAGAUAAGACGACCAGCGGACACUGCUGCACCCCUGAGUACCAGAGUUGUCCAUCCCUGUCCUAAACCCACAGUACUGUAACUGUUAGAUUCAUAGAUUUUGAUCUCUCUAUCUAGGUCUAUGGUACUUUGUGUAGCCUGUGCCUUUGAAUGCUCUUUGAGAGUAAAUACUAACAUGCACACCACCACAUCUCUCUUUGUGCUACUAAUAUUUCUAUACAACAUUGAAAACACAACUUCAUCAGUGGUAAAAUAAAUAAAUUAUAACCUCCCCUACAAACCUGAACGUUUACUAUUCUAUCUUUUGCAAAAUGGAAAUGAGUACAUCUUUCCUGCUGUGAUUUCUGAGAGGUAAAGUAUAGUGUACCCAUUGGAUGUGUAGUCUCUAUAAUCCCAGGGCCCAUUUUCAUAAAGCGUAAUCUUAAUUAAUAAGAUUAGGACAGGGAGGACCUGAUCCUAGACCAGCACUCCUACUCUGAGAUACUUUAUGGAUAUGGACCUAGAGCUUUCCUGAACUCAUAGUCCUGUCAUUGCACUUAAUGUACUUGAACGUAGGAGCACAGUAGUCUAUUUACUUGAACGAAGGAGCACAGUGAGAAAUACAAGGUCCUGCUAUAGCUUUAUUAACACUACAGUAGUCAUGAACUGCCCUGCCACAGAUCUUGGCAAUAAUCCUCAAUUGGAUGGACGCUUGACCAUAUCCUCAAUUAAUCUCAAACAAUAAUUCCAAAUAAUAAUGAAUCAUUUUAUAACUGCCCACAAAAGUAUUAUGUCUUAACAUGCAUGCAUAAACAGACAUGAAAAGAAGUGACAUAUAUGUUAACAUGUCACAGCACAGGAACCAUAUAAAGGAUCAUAACAGAAUAUUGAGAAUUUUGCACAUUUAUUGAUUUUCAAAGAAGUACUGUAUAUUGUGAUCAAGGGAAAAUAUUGAUCAGGAAUGGAUUUGUCUGGGAAAAUGACCAUGUAUGGAGUCAUAGGCUCUAACAGACCCGAGGCAGUCGUUUCAGAAAGCUGUGUAUUGUCCAGUUAUCUGCUAGGAUAGUUAAUCCCAGUCCUAUUCAAGCUUUAGCCUAUUCAUCUGAGCUUGCAGUAGUUCGUAUGUAAUAAGCCAUUUUGUUAUAUGUUAUAACCCCUUUAUGAACCAUUUAUUAGCUCUGACUGUGCAUGAAAAAGAAACAAACUAAAGAUAGUGCUAUACAAAUAGAACACAUUAUUGUUUUGUUCAGUCUGUGUAAAUGCAUAUUUUACUAUGUUGAAGCUGCUGCUACAGUAUGUCAAUAAAAAUCUAUAUUCUUAAAAUA
Salvelinus fontinalis (brook trout) is the source of this 4244-nucleotide messenger RNA. RefSeq names its product CREB3 regulatory factor-like. The transcript is spliced from 9 exons. Gene Ontology annotation, molecular function: DNA-binding transcription factor activity, RNA polymerase II-specific; RNA polymerase II transcription regulatory region sequence-specific DNA binding. The record is from RefSeq and is a predicted model, not a curated record. Lineage: Eukaryota; Metazoa; Chordata; Actinopteri; Salmoniformes; Salmonidae. Gene Ontology annotation, cellular component: nucleus. The coding region runs from base 521 to 1972 and encodes 483 amino acids. Gene Ontology annotation, biological process: response to unfolded protein; regulation of transcription by RNA polymerase II.